Cylicostephanus goldi is the source of this 639-nucleotide messenger RNA. The record is from the annotation of a GenBank genome assembly. NCBI's taxonomy places the organism in Eukaryota, Metazoa, Nematoda, Chromadorea, Rhabditida, Strongylidae.
GAGAAAGAAAUGCGCUCCUUUGUCCGAUCUUCACUCCAGAAAUCUUUGAGUCAAAACACAAUCGUUAUAUGUGACGCUUUGAAUUACAUCAAAGGUCUUGAUCUAUUUUGUUCAAGCUAUCGCUACGAAUUGUUUCUCAUAGCGAAACUCUGCAAAACCACUUAUGCAGUACUCUUUUGCCAUGCCGCCGAAGAUACUUGUAAAUGGCUGAACGACAAGAAAGACGAACAUUUGAGAAACCGCUGGGAUUCUCCCUUAUUUGAAGUGAACGUCGGCAAGAGCGAGAAAAGCCAUUGCGAUGGCGCCUCAGAAGAUAUGCAUUUGGAUUUGGAAUAUUCAUCCCCAAAGUUUGUUGAUUUGCCUUUAGAAGAUAUCUACAAAUGGUUAUGCGAGGGCACAGCGUUAAUUGAGAAUAAGAGCACCCAAGUAGUGCCAUUAGCACCUAUCAACUUUCUUCAAGAGCUCGACAAGGUCACCCAAGAAGUUGUUUCUGCAAUCGUAGAGGGGCAACGAAAUACACCUGUUGGACAUUACAUUGUCGUAACGUGCCAUCAGCCUAGCGAGAAUAAGUCAAAUCCUAUUGAUAGUAAGUCUAAGAUUGCUUCGCUGUUCAUAAACUACCUCAACAGUAAUACGUAA